GCAGGAGUCAGAGGAGGCGAUGAGAGGAAGCUGCAACAAACACACAGGGCGUCUGCGCUUACCUAAAUAGGACAAUAAAGUGAAAUCGGGAUCAAUGCUCUAACAAUGGAUUUGCCAUGUAUGCUUCCCCUUAAAGUUUUCCUCUUCGUGUAUUUACUAAGCUGCACCCAAGGACACUACAGGAAUCCUCUGAACAAGUACAUCCGACACUAUGAAGGCCUGUCGUACGACACAGAACUUGUUCACAGCAAACAUCAGCGAGCAAAGAGGGCGCUCUCUCACGAAGACAAGUUCCUCCACCUAGACUUUCAUGCUCACGGAAGGCAUUUCAACUUAAGAAUGAAAAGGGACACCCUGUUGUUUGCUCCAGAUUUGAAGGUCGAUGUUUCGGGAGAAGAAAUCCCCUAUGAUACCUCUCAUAUCUACACCGGUGAAAUCUACGGUGAGAAAGGCACGCUGACUCACGGCUCCGUUAUCGACGGUAAGUUUGAGGGCUUUAUACAGAGCUACCAUGGCACUUACUACGUGGAGCCAGCGGAGAGAUACCUGGAAGACAAAGACGUGCCCUUCCACUCUGUGAUAUACCACGAGGACGACAUCCACUAUCCACACAAGUACGGCCCGGAGGGAGGCUGUGCCGAUAGCUCCGUGUUUGAAAGGAUGAACAAGUAUCAAGCCUCUGCUGUGAAGGAGCCCACUAAGGAGCUCCACGCUGAGGCCGACUCCAGCGACCCGGUACUGCUGAGGAGGAAGAGGAUGGCCCAGGCUGAGAAGAACACCUGCCAGCUUUUUAUUCAGACGGACCACCUUUUCUUCAAAUACUACAAGACCAGCGAAGCCGUCAUCGCUCAGAUCUCCAGUCACGUCAAGGCCAUCGACGCCAUCUAUCAAGGCACGGACUUUAUGGGAAUUCGUAACAUCAGCUUCAUGGUGAAAAGAAUCAGGAUAAACACCACCUCUGACGAGAGGGAACGGUCCAACCCGUUCCGCUUCGCCAACAUCGGCGUGGAGAAGUUCCUGGAGCUGAACUCGGAGCAGAACCACGACGACUACUGCCUGGCUUAUGUUUUCACAGACAGAGAUUUUGAUGACGGGGUGUUGGGACUGGCCUGGGUGGGAGCCCCCUCAGGGAGCUCUGGAGGAAUCUGUGAAAAGAGCAAGCUGUACUCCGAUGGAAAGAGGAAGUCUCUCAACACGGGUAUAAUAACUGUACAGAAUUAUGCCUCCCACGUACCUCCAAAAGUCUCUCACAUCACCUUUGCACAUGAAGUAGGACACAACUUCGGCUCCCCGCAUGACUCUGGAUCUGAGUGCACCCCUGGAGAAUCCAAAAGUCAAGACAAGAAGGAGAAGGGCAAUUAUAUCAUGUAUGCCAGAGCCACAUCAGGAGACAAACUCAACAACAACAAGUUCUCCUUUUGUAGCAUUCGCAACAUCAGCCAGGUGCUGGAGAAGAAGAGAGGCAACUGUUUUGUUGAGUCCGGUCAGCCCAUCUGUGGUAACGGACUGGUGGAACCUGGAGAGGAGUGUGACUGCGGCUACAGUGAUCAGUGCAAAGACCAGUGCUGCUACGACGCCAACCAGCCUGAUAACAAGAAGUGUAAAUUAAAGCCCAACAAAGUCUGCAGCCCCAGUCAGGGUCCUUGUUGUACCCGUGACUGCGUUUACAAGGGUCGUAACGAGAAGUGCAGGGAGGAGUCGGAGUGCGCUCACCAGGGCAUGUGUAAUGGCGUCAGCGCCCAGUGCCCCACAUCUGAGCCCAAGGCCAACUUCACCGCCUGCCACGGAGAAACUCAAGUCUGUCUGAACGGGGGCUGCUCCGGCUCCAUCUGUGAGAAGUACGGGCUGGAAGCGUGCACGUGUGCCAGCCAAGAUGGCAAGGAUGAGACGGAGCUCUGCCACGUUUGCUGCAUGGAGAAGAUGAACCCCAACACGUGCAGCAGCACGGGGUCAGAGCGCCUGACCCGUUUCUUCAACAAGAAAGUGACCACGCUACCAGCCGGCUCGCCGUGCAACGACUUCAAGGGCUACUGCGACGUGUUCAUGAAGUGCCGACUGGUGGACGCAGACGGGCCUCUCGCCAGGCUAAAGAAAGCUAUUUUUAACCCAGAGCUGUACGAGAACAUCGCCGAGUGGAUUGUGGCUCAUUGGUGGGCCGUGCUGCUGAUGGGCAUCGCCCUCAUCAUGCUCAUGGCUGGUUUUAUUAAGAUCUGCAGUGUCCACACACCAAGCAGUAAUCCUAAACUUCCCCCUCCCAAACCACUUCCAGGCACUUUGAAGAGGCGACGAGCGCAGCAGCACGCCAGCUCCCAGGUGCAGCACCAGUCGCAGCACCCGCACCCCCACAGCGGACACGGCGGCCAGCGGCAAGCCCGGGGCCAGCCGGCGCAGCGGCAGGCGCAGCCCCAGAGGCACCACCGUCAGCCCAGAGAGAACUAUCAGAUGGGCCAGAUGAGACGCUGAGACCUUGCCCUCGCUCCUGCCCCCGCCCUUCCUCCUCCUCCUCCGCCCGCCCCUCCCCCCAAUGCCUUGGCUCCUCCUCGUGCCUACAGUGGGAAACAAAAGCGUCACUCCAUCCAAAGAAAAGCCUGACACGGUUGUUAGUCGUCGUGGUCGGAUCCUCCACCUACGGACAAAAAACGGGACGAAGAGCGAACACUGUCUAGCAACUCGAUUGGCUCUUUGCGGAGUGGACUUGGACCAUCAGCCAUUUCCAAUGCAGUGUGAUCAAGCAUCGUUUUUUUUUUCUCUUUUAUUUUAUUAAAUUUUUUUCUUUAAAAGUGUGCCAAGGAGUGAAGGAAUCGUGCAGCUUUUGUCCCUUCUGUGAUGUUUUUGGUUCUGUUGCGACAUCAUCUCUGAGUGAUUAACCAGUGGCUGCUGGUGAGUUGUUUUGUGCUCUACUUUCUGUUUUUUUUAAACAUUUUCUGGUUUUGUCCCCACCCCCCACCCCAAACCCCCUUGUCAUCUUAAGCCAGGAACGAGAGACUCGAUGAGGAUUUGUGGCACUUUUUUUUGUGACGUACACAUGUGAAAACGGCAAACAGACGCAGGCUCCGGUUCUCCCGUGCAGACAAGUCUUCUGCAUGUGACUGUAAAUAUUUAGUGUAUUAUAAGUGAAAACAAACUAUUUCUUCUACUGUAAAUGUGUAAUUCCUCACUAUUUUCUUUUCUUUUUGUUUUGUUUUGUUUCUUCUUCUUUUGGUUAGUGCUCUCAGGAUUUAUAACAUAAAUGAAGGAGUGGAUGGCUGUCAGAGUUCUUGCUGUUGCAGAUUCAACACUUUUCAGUUCUCUUUACUGUCCUGUCAGACACAUUUCAUUCACUAAUAUUAGACGGCAAGAAUUGAAUUGUCAACCUCAAGGCCAUCAUAUCCAACGUUUCUAGGCCUCCUCUCUGUUCAAGGUUCCUUUUUUUUGUCUUUUUAACGUUUUGCUAACGUGUGAGAUGACUUCGGAACAAAAAGGAAAAAAAUCGAGAACAUCCCAUUUGUGGCGCGACAUUUACUGCGAUUUAUUGAAAAGUGAGCAAGCACUAACGGAAGCUGAGCGGAGGUGACGGCUGCUGGGGAUUAUUAGUGUCAAAGUGAAACGUUUGUCAUGUUGUCGAGUUAGUGCAAAUAAAUCUUUUAAAAACGGCGAACAAAAAAACGUCAUUUUUAUGCUUCUGAUGGCGAAUUUAGGAGGUUUUAAGCGUGGGCGUGCAGACAGGUUUUCUUGAAUUAUCUGAGGAAGGUUUGUAAUAUUUCUCGUUCUCUCAGUACUUCGACAGCUGAUGCUGUUCAUUUUCCAGCAGCAGAACAAAGGGAUGUCAUGCAGCAGUAUUCAUUCACAGCUGCUGUUUAACUACUUCAAAACAGUAAAAUCCUGCAACCAUCAAGGAUACAGGGGUGGAAAUCACCGGUUUUAUCACAAUAUGUUGAUUUGUUUGGACCACGAUACGAUUUUAAUUCAAUUCACAUGUCUGUGAUUGAUGUACGAUAUAUACCCAUCUAACAAUUAGUAAAUAAUUAGAUGGGCAUAUGAUAUGGAUUGAUGUUUUCAUUUUUGCCUUGAUGUGAUUAAAUCAUUAAUCAUUUAA
Austrofundulus limnaeus is the source of this 4075-nucleotide messenger RNA. RefSeq names its product disintegrin and metalloproteinase domain-containing protein 10. The record is from RefSeq and is a predicted model, not a curated record. Gene Ontology annotation, cellular component: plasma membrane; synaptic membrane. Gene Ontology annotation, biological process: Notch signaling pathway; membrane protein ectodomain proteolysis. The transcript has 16 exons. The coding region runs from base 106 to 2463 and encodes 785 amino acids. NCBI's taxonomy places the organism in Eukaryota, Metazoa, Chordata, Actinopteri, Cyprinodontiformes, Rivulidae. Gene Ontology annotation, molecular function: metalloendopeptidase activity involved in amyloid precursor protein catabolic process.